CUGUUUUGCGGUGUUUUUGGCGCUGCUGCCUGUUUUGCGGUGUUUUUGGCGCUGCGUUCAGGUGGAUCUGAGUUGUUUCCGGUCUCUGGAGGCUGACUGCUCGGCGGGAUGCUGUCCUCUCUCUCCCGGAGCUCCGCCCGCCUCGGAUGCUGCUGCUGCUUGUUUAUCUGAUUACAGCCUUGCAGGAGCUGCUUUCUCCUUAAAGCGACACCAGUUUAAUUAAUCAGCCUGAACCAGCAGCAGCAGCAGCAGGAGGAAGAGGAGGAGGAGGAGGAAGGAGCCCGACGCGCAGGAUGCAGAUGAAGAGCAGCAUCCAUCUUCUCGCUGCCUCCCUGAUCUCGGCGCCUUGGAGGAGGAUUAUGAACCCGAUCUGAGCCGCCAUGGAUGCGGGGAAACCCUCCGGCUUCUCCUCGGAUUUCCACCUUGCGGGAUGAGCGGGCCGUGAACGCGGCACGCAUCCAGCUAGUCGGUGAAGCUGCGGAGUCUCCAGCGCGGCCUCUGUGAGGUAACACCGCACCCCGAGCCUUCCUCCCUCCACCCCCACAUGGACCCCUGACAAACGCCUUUAGCUCCGCCGCAGACGCGCUGCGCCGAUGCGGCGCGCCGAUGCGACGCGCCUGGUUGUCCGCGCUGCGCGCCGGGCUCCGGCCGCUCGCUGAGGCGCUGGUCCGGGACGGCGGCUGCCCGCGGCGCGGCAGGAUGGUGCGCAUCGCCAGCGCGCUGGGGCUCAUCAUCUUCAGCGUGGCGCUGCUCAUCCUGUCGCUCAUCAGCUACGUGUCCAUCAAGAAGGACUUCCUGCCCGGAUCCCCGCGGUUCGGACCCAACGGAGGCCCCAGGAUGUACAUGUUCCACACGGGGUUCCGCGAGAGGCCUCCUCGUAAGCCUGACCUGAGCUCCCAGCUGGCCAUGAAGCACCUGGACCCAGACUUCCUCCCUCUGUCCAACGCGCUGACCGAGGGUCUGCAGAACGCCUCCAGGUGGAGGCACAACAGCACAGCGUUCACUCAGCUGAGGACGGAGAUUUCUCAGCACAUCGACAUCCCGCGAAACUUCACGCUGACCCGGGACUCCGUCAAAGUCGGCCAGCUGAUGCACUUUGACUAUUCCAGCCACAAGUACGUCUACUCCAUCGGUGAGAACUUCCGCUCGCUCCUGCCGGAAGUGUCGCCCGUCCUCAACAAGCGCUACAACGUCUGCGCCGUCAUCGGGAACAGCGGCAUCCUCACCGGGUCGCGCUGCGGGGCCCAGAUAGAGAAGUACGACUUUGUCCUCCGAUGCAACUUCGCGCCAACGGAGAUUUUUAAGAAGGACGUCGGGCGGCGGACCAACAUGACGACCUUUAACCCCAGCAUCCUGGAGAAAUACUACAACAACCUGCUGACUGUGCAGGACAGGAACAACUUCUUCCUGAGCCUGAAGAAGCUGGACACAGCCAUCCUGUGGAUCCCGGCGUUUUUCUUCCACACGUCAGCCACGGUGACCAGGACGCUGGUGGACUUCUUCGUGGAGCAUCGGGGCCAGCUGAGGGUCCAGCUGGCCUGGCCCGGAAACAUCAUGCAGUACAUCAACAACUACUGGAAAACCAAGCAGUUGUCUCCGAAGCGCCUGAGCACGGGGAUCCUGAUGUACACGCUGGCGUCCUCCAUGUGCGACCAGGUCCACCUGUACGGGUUCUGGCCCUUCGGCUGGGACCCCAACACCGGGAAGGAGCUGCCGUACCACUACUACGACAAGAAGGGCACCAAGUUCACCACCAAGUGGCAGGAGUCCCACCAGCUGCCGGCCGAGUUCAAGCUGCUCCACCGGAUGCACAGCGAGGGCCUGCUGAAGCUCAGCCUGUCGCACUGCGCUUAGCGCCUGGAUUCAGGGCUAACCGGCACAGCUAGCGCCCAAACUACGCCCAAACUACGCCCAAACUACGGUCCAAUUACGGAAAGCACCGGACCUGGAAGAAAGCAAAAUCAGGGCUGAGACGUAACUGACCUGAGUGAAUUUCCCCAAACCUGCUUCAAAGCUAACAAAAUUAGCAUAAUUAGCAUAAAAUUAGCAUCAAACCUUUGUGCUGCGUUUGUGCUUCAGAAAUGUUUAUUUGUGCUUCUUUUGCUUAGAAAACCUUAAUGAAAGUUUAUUCAUUGUUCUGUAAAUGSGACUAAGGGAUGUUUGAACUCUGGAAACUUUCUUAUUAAUAUUUUAAAAAUGACAGCAGCACAAAUUAAAAUCUUUGCUGCACAAACGUUUAACACCAGUUUUGUUGUCUCUGGGCCRGUUGACCUUCUGACCUUUAAACUUUCUUCAAUAUCUUUAAAGCCAUAAGCGGCACAAAUUAAAUUUGCUGCAGCACAAACGCAGCAGAGUUGAUUGACACCAAUUUUGUUUGAUUUCGUUUUGGAGCUGGUUGACCUCUGACCUCUGGAUGCAUUUAUCUUUGACAUGCUAGCGUCACAAAAGCAAAUUUUUGCUGCACAAACGUAGAUUUUGUUGGAUUUGAAGAAGGUGGGCUGCCGACUUCACUGAGGUGAGGAAACGGCUGCAGCUCUGGGAAAGAAUCUGCAAACGGCAACAAUCCAAAACGCUGAAGCUUUUGUUGUUUUCUAUCGUUUAAAAUGAAACAUUUAUCAAGCUGUUUUCUAUUUCUGCGUUUCUGUUCACAGCAAAAAGCCUGGUGUUAAUUUAACUCUGAAGAGUGUGGACAAUAUAAACACUGGAAAAAAGUGUUAAUAUCAACACU
Messenger RNA from Poecilia reticulata (guppy), 2728 nucleotides. It is a transcript of the gene st8sia3, whose product is annotated as ST8 alpha-N-acetyl-neuraminide alpha-2,8-sialyltransferase 3. NCBI's taxonomy places the organism in Eukaryota, Metazoa, Chordata, Actinopteri, Cyprinodontiformes, Poeciliidae. Gene Ontology annotation, molecular function: alpha-N-acetylneuraminate alpha-2,8-sialyltransferase activity. Gene Ontology annotation, biological process: oligosaccharide metabolic process; N-glycan processing. The record is from RefSeq and is a predicted model, not a curated record.